UGGCGGCAGUCAUACUCUUCUUUACGAUAGAAAGCCCACACCACAUACCUCUGACGGAAGUCAUCGGCCCAGCAUGGCUCAUGUUGCUUCUGGGAACUGUGCACUGCCAGAUUGUCUCCACAAGAACUCCCAAAUCAUCCGCAAACACCGGAGGGAGAAGGAGGAGGAAAUUAAGGAAAGCAGCCCACUUGGAAGUGCAUCGUGAAGGGGAUGGCUCUAGCACGACCGACAACACUCAGGAAGGAACCGUCCAGAGUUAUGGCACCAGCAGCUCUUACAGUCUUUGCUCUGUCUUCAAGGAACUCUGGCACGCUACUUCCUUUUUAUCAGGAGCAAAGAAAGCAAAGAAUUCCAUCGACAAGUCCACGGAAACCGACAAUGGGUACGUCUCCCUUGAGGGAAAAAGGACAGGGAGAAACAAUGAAGAUGCUUUGCAGUUCCAGGAUCCUGUCUCUGAGGUCAUCCGGGCAGAAGAGACCGGCUGGAAUAUCGGAACUGCCCGAAGUACAUACAACACUUCGAAUCAUAAAGACAGUCACCGAACAAUGACAAAUAUAUCCGAUGAAGUUUCUAGUGAGGAGGGGCCGGAAACUGGCUAUCCUUUACGACGGAAUGCUGAACGCGCUUCCAGCGAUUGUGCGUUUCGGAACAAGAAAACUCAUCACUAUAAGAAGCAUUACCCCAUAGAGGAUGUCCCCAAAUCAGGGACCAGCUGCAGUUCGCGAUGUUCAAGCUCCAGGCAAGAUUCGGAGAGCACCAGGCCAGAAUCGGAGACGGAAGAUGUGCUGUGGGAGGAUUUUUUGCACUGUGCCGAGUGCCGCUCGUCCUGCACCAGCGAGACCGACGCGGAGAAUUCUCAGGUCAACUCCUGCAUGAAGAAGGAGUACAGGGACGACCCCUUUCAUCCGAGUCAUUUGCCCUGGUUCCACAGCUCUAACCCCGGUUUAGAGAAAGUCAGCGCCAUCGUGUGGGAAGGGAACGACUGCAAAAAGGCUGACAUGUCCGUUCUGGAGAUCAGCGGCAUGAUCAUGAACAGAGUAAACAGCUACGUUCCGGGCAUCGGAUACCAGAUUUUUGGAAACGCGGUCUCCUUAAUCCUAGGAUUAACCCCGUUUGUGUUUAGACUGUCCCAAGAAAAAGACCUGGAACAUUUAGCCAUGCAUACGGCUACCGAGCUCUAUGCCAUCGCCUUCGGGUCAAAUGGAAACCUAAUGGUGAUCUCCAUGGUUAUUGUCUGCUUUAUAGUCCGUGUUUCCCUCGUGUGGAUUUUUUUCUUCCUUUUAUGCGUGGCUGAGAGAACGUACAAGCAGAGAUUGCUGUUUGCCAAAUUGUUCGGUCAUUUAACAUCUGCCAGGAGAGCCCGGAAGUCAGAAGUUCCGCACUUCCGGCUGAAAAAAGUGCAGAAUAUUAAAAUGUGGCUUUCCCUCCGCUCCUAUCUGAAGCGAAGAGGACCUCAGCGUUCAGUGGACGUCAUCGUUUCCUCUGCUUUCUUGUUGACUAUUUCUGUUGUAUUUAUCUGCUGCGCGCAGCUGCUUCAUGUCCAUGCAGUCUUCCUGGAUUGCCAUUAUAAUUGGGAACUAGUGAUCUGGUGCGUUUCCUUAACCCUCUUUCUUUUGAGAUUUGUAACACUUGGGAGCGAAACAAGCAAAAAAUACAGCAAUACAUCAAUCUUGCUUACGGAACAGAUAAACUUGUACUUGAAAAUGGAAAAGAAGCCAAACAAGAAAGAAGAACUAACUUUGGUGAACAACGUCUUAAAGCUGGCCACGAAGUUAUUAAAGGAACUGGACAAUCCCUUCAGAUUAUACGGCCUAACAAUGAACCCUCUGCUCUACAACAUAACACAAGUUGUUAUUCUGUCUGCUGUUUCGGGUGUAAUCAGCGACUUGCUUGGAUUUAACCUGAAGCUUUGGAAGAUCAAAUCCUGACCCCUCUUCCAACACGGUUGCGUUGGAGAAGACAACUCAGAAGACUAAACGGCCUCUGUGCAGCCCCCCCCAGUGGCGGAUUUCAGUCAUUGCAAUCUCUUGACGGACAUCCUCGGAGGGGGGGGGAAACCCUGAAGUGUUUACAACUGACUGACUAGUGCAAUCUAAAUAUUUAUUUUACCUUUUCGAUU
This is a messenger RNA of Protobothrops mucrosquamatus (brown spotted pit viper), 2119 nucleotides long. RefSeq names its product putative homeodomain transcription factor 2 (gene PHTF2). The record is from RefSeq and is a predicted model, not a curated record. Gene Ontology annotation, cellular component: endoplasmic reticulum. Bases 81 to 1928 code for a protein of 615 amino acids. The transcript has 13 exons. NCBI's taxonomy places the organism in Eukaryota, Metazoa, Chordata, Lepidosauria, Squamata, Viperidae.